Closterium sp. Naga37s-1 is the source of this 1311-nucleotide messenger RNA. The record is from the annotation of a GenBank genome assembly. Lineage: Eukaryota; Viridiplantae; Streptophyta; Zygnematophyceae; Desmidiales; Closteriaceae.
AUGAGGAAUUGCUUUAUGACAAGCAAAAGCUUCUUGAGAACGGGGAUCGUUGGGACGGCGGAGUUUGACGAGCUGCAGAAGGCGUACGAGGUGCUGUCAGACGAGCAGGCGCGCAAGGCAUAUGACGACCUGCGCAUGUUUGACGAGCUGCAGAAGGCGUACGAGGUGCUGUCAGACGAGCAGGCGCGCAAGGCAUAUGACGACCUGCGCAUGGUGCGGCGCGAGCGCGAGCGCAAGCUGGGCCAGCAGAGCAGCAAGCGGCAGCGCAUGGUGGCCGAACUGGCGGAGAGAGAGAAAAUGGCGGAGCGGCAGCGCAGCGAGGAGGAAAGAGCGAAGCAGCGGCUAAAGUCGGAGAUUGAGAGGAUCAGGAAGGAAGCAGCGGAUGCUGCUGCUGCUGCCGCUGCUGCUGCGCGCGCUGCGAGGGGUGGAGGGAGUGGAGGGAACGGGGCGGAGAAUGGGGAGGGAGGAGCAGGGGUGGUUGGAGAGGAGAUGGAGCGGACGCUCAAGGUGUCCUGGUUGAGAGGAGGGGUGGAGGAUGGGGAGGGGGGGGCGGGAGGAGGAGGCGCAGGAGCAGGGGUGGCGGGAGAGGAGUAUAGUGUGCAGCGGUUGUGGCGGGUUUUUGAGGAGUUUGGAAAGGUGGAGGAUGUGGUGGUGAGGGAUGCGGCGAAGGGCAAGGGUAAAGGGGGUAAGGCGGGCAAGGCGAGAAAGAAAGGCAGUGCUCUGGUGGUGAUGGCAACUAAGGAAGCUGCGAUAGCCGCCACCCGCUCUGUCUGCGGCGAUUCCACAAACCCCCUUAUAGUCACGCGAGCUGUGCCUGCACCUGCAGCGUCCACCAUAUGGGGCGCUGACACCCCCUUCAGUCCUUCCGCUACCACCGCUGCUGCAGCCACCUCAGCAGCAGCAGCAGCGGCAGAUGCAGCAGCUGCAAGAGCCAGGGCUGGGACUCAUGGUGCUGCUGGUGGCUUUGGCAUGGGGGCAGCUGGCAGCAGUGCUGGUGUUGGGGCCAGUGCUGGUGCAGGCACGAGUGGAAUGAGGGGAGAUGGAGGGGCGAAGCCAGCAGGAGAAGCGAGUAGUAGAGCGGGUAUGGGUGGCUUUCAAGCGAAUGGAGCAAAAAAUGGGGCAGCUGUAGGAGAAGGGGGAGGAGCAGGAGGUGGGGUGGGAGUUGGAGCUAGGCCGGCCAUGGCAACAGCGGGUUCGUCGUAUCGAGACUAUGAGAGUGUAACUCUCAUGCGCAUGCGACAGGCAGCUGAGAGGGCACGCAUAAUCAAGGAGAUGCAAGCUGCAGAAGAAGCAGGGACUGCUGAUGAGUAA